Fonsecaea nubica is the source of this 2724-nucleotide messenger RNA. RefSeq lists its product as hypothetical. Gene Ontology annotation, biological process: mitotic DNA replication checkpoint signaling; DNA repair; DNA damage checkpoint signaling. Bases 1 to 2724 code for a protein of 907 amino acids. The record is from RefSeq and is a predicted model, not a curated record. Lineage: Eukaryota; Fungi; Ascomycota; Eurotiomycetes; Chaetothyriales; Herpotrichiellaceae. The transcript has a single exon. Gene Ontology annotation, molecular function: chromatin binding.
AUGGCUCCUCGACCUGCCAAACGGCAGCGCAGAUCUACCAUCGUCCUUUCAGAUGGCGGCGAUGAAGACUUGGACGUUCCGUCUCCCAAACCUGGCAGGGCGAGCUUGCAGCGGGAAAUCACAUUCGAUGGCAGGACGUCUGCGACAGUGUCUCCGGUGAAGUCUGCAACGACCAGGUCUGCAUCCAGAAAGGCCGCCGCGAAACCCUCACCGACAUCCUCCCCCGAGAAAGCGAGAAAGAAUAAUAGCAAAGUCAAGAACGAGGUGGACACGAACAAGUCGCUCCACAGCUUCUUCCACAAGGCGACAGAAGAGCAGAGAUGGAAGAGAAAGUCCGAGACGCCAGAUGUGGAGGUGGAAAAUAAUGGCGAGUUGAGCGAUGCCAUCGAAGACGACGAUCUGUCGGAUGAAACCUUGGAGGAGCUGGGGCUCCGUAAACGCGGUUCAAACAGCAAUACAAUCAGACCGUUACCAGCGACGCAGGCUACCGCAGUGACAUCCAAGCGUAAUGACAGCGGUGGGCCGUUUUCCUCGUCCCAGAGAUUCGUCAAGCCAGGGGCAACAGAUCGAAAUGUCAGCACUUUUGGGAACCCAUCUCAACUUGACGACCACGAUCACCGGCCGUGGGCUGACCGCUAUGGUCCCACCAAUCUCGAAGAGCUUGUGGUCCACAAGAAGAAGGUGGCAGAUGUUCAAAAUUGGCUGCAGGCCAAGUUGGACGGGCGCAACAAUCAGAAGCUGUUAGUGCUAAAAGGCCCCGCGGGCAGUGGGAAGACUACGACCCUCGGUCUGCUUGGACAAUCUCUGGGCUUACAGCUCGUCGCAUGGCACAAUCCUGCUGUAUUGGAAGUGGGUGCGGGAAACUCGAUGUCCGCUCAAUUCGACGACUUCUUGAAUCGGGGCGGUCAGUUCAGUAGCCUGGCUUUCGACCAGGGUUCUUCAGACGAGUAUACAACCAAAGGAGACUCAAACAGUCGACUGCUUGUCAUUGAAGAAUUUCCAGCAACGAUGACGAGAUCCUCGAGUGCUCUCCAAUCGUUCAGAUCCGUCAUUCUGCGCUUUCUCGCACAAGCCAACGGGUCUCGUUCCACGUCAUUUCGUGGCCAACAGGAUGCAAAAGACGUUUCCCCCCCUGUGGUCAUCAUCGUCUCCGAGACUUUAUUGUCGUCUUCCACAGCAUUGACGGACAGCUUUACAGCUCACCGACUGCUGGGCGCGGAGAUCUUAAAUCAUCCCUAUGUCACCACUAUGGAUUUCAACCCUGUUGCGCCUACAUUCGUUACAAAAGCGCUCGAUCUGGUGAUGAAGAAGGAGGCGAGAGAAUCACGUCGACGCCGGGUCCCGGGUCCGGCCAUCCUCGCGAGACUGGCUGAGAUGGGCGAUGUCCGUAGUGCUGUGAACUCCCUCGAGUUCUUAUGUGUGAGAGGAGGCGAUGGGUCCGAAUGGUCCGGCACGGUUGCAGCGAAGGCGAAACGGUCAUUGAAGAACAAGGAGAAUCUGCCAAUGACUGAGGUGGAAAAAAACUCUUUGCAACUGGUUUGCCAGCGCGAAACAACUCUCGACAUGUUCCACGCUGCAGGUAAAAUCGUCUACAACAAACGCGAAGAUCCCCGCGUAUCGGACACUAGAGCCCAACCACCCCCGAAGCCACCGGAUCAUCUCAUGCAUCUUUACACUACAAAGGCAUCCCAAGUGGAUAUCGAAGCCUUGCUGAACGAAACAGGCACAGACAUUCAGACAUUUAUAUCAACACUCCACGAAAAUUACAUCCUGUCAUGCAAUGGUGAUAUGUUUGAGGAGUGUUUCGAUGGUUGUUCUGACAUCCUCUCCACGAGCGACAUUCUGAAUCCCGAGAUCCGCCAACUUCGACGGCGCCAUAACAACUCCAGUCCAAAUUUCGGGACAGCGCAGUCAAAUGUCCAGGCAGGAACUUCAGAUAUGCUCCGGCAGGACGAAAUCAGCUUUCAAGUUGCCACGCGAGGCCUGUUGUUCAGAUUACCAUAUCCGGUUAAUCGAGCGGCGGUCACGGUACCAGGCGCUAAAAGAGGAGAUUCAUUUAAAAUGUUCUACCCUGCGAGCCUGAGGCUGUGGAAACCCAUCGAGGAGACAGAGGCUCUCCUGGGGACGUUUGUCUAUGGUGGUGACAUCCGGAUUGGCAGAUCUCACGACCCUUCUCUGCUUACGAACGGGAUGGGGCAACUGUUCACUGGUGACGAUAGGGGCGUUGCGAAUUGGCAAACGAAAGAGCUCGCGCUGGACCACGCUCCCAGUAGCUCAUCGAUACAAGUCAAACAAGAGGUGACAGACACCGCAGGCCCCAAUGUCAUUGUCGAGGACUCAGAAAAGACCGAGCCUAACCCACCGCCACUGAUCGUCUAUUCCAAGGACACGUUGACGACUGAGCUUCUGCCGUAUACGACUCGCAUCCUCGCCGCAAGGAGGCAGGAUACCACCAUCCUGGAGAAGAUUACCAAGUUCAAGCCUACCAGCUACCUUUCCACCGAGGAGGAUGACUUUGAAGAAGACGAUCUGGCUACAAGUACCACCACCACAGUUGGUGACAGGGUCGGAAGAGCGCCACCUUCCACUCUGGCUCCCGGGAAUGCAAAAGGAGAACUCAGCUCGACGCAGGUUUUUAGGGGUUCGAAGAACGACGUGCCCGCAUUGGCUGCUAUGGGCGUGGAGAAGCUGUACAUCUCCGACGACGACAUCGAGGACGACUGA